This is a messenger RNA of Enterobius vermicularis (human pinworm), 417 nucleotides long. The record is from the annotation of a GenBank genome assembly. NCBI's taxonomy places the organism in Eukaryota, Metazoa, Nematoda, Chromadorea, Rhabditida, Oxyuridae.
AUGUUAUCGCCUUCGAUGACAAUAUCUCGAUUUAUUUGCAUUGCCGGAUUGCUUUCUUUGCUUCAUUGUGCCUACUCGGCAGCACAGCAUCGUUUUUAUUUGCGUUUAACAGAACAGCCGUUUACUCUGCUGCCGACCGAUUUAAUUCUGCAAACCCUUAUAAGUCUGAUAGCUGUGGUUUAUGGAGCAUCAUACUUUGCUGGAGAUUUUCUUCCCGUUCGUUCUGACCUACAGAAUAGAUCUAAAUCAUGGGACACUGUUGGAAAUUGCCCUUCUUUUUAUACAUUCGAUCACCGCGCAAGAGCGUUGAUUCCGGAGUAUAGUGCGUUUGACAAAGAAUUUGUUCAGGGAACUAGACAGGCGACUUCGAAAACCACUAAAUGGAUGUAUGGUGCAGCAGAAUACUUAGAGGAUUAG